This is a messenger RNA of Neohortaea acidophila, 1900 nucleotides long. RefSeq lists its product as uncharacterized. The record is from RefSeq and is a predicted model, not a curated record. The coding region runs from base 122 to 1747 and encodes 541 amino acids. The transcript has a single exon. Gene Ontology annotation, cellular component: nucleus. Gene Ontology annotation, molecular function: protein binding. Lineage: Eukaryota; Fungi; Ascomycota; Dothideomycetes; Mycosphaerellales; Teratosphaeriaceae.
UCAACUACCGCACCUUGUGAGUUCGUACUUCAACCAUCCUGCCCUUUAUCACUCGCCGCCUGUCACGGAAGCAACAAUUCACGUAGCCACAAGUAUGAUCAAAUGCUGAGGAGGCAGCAUAAUGUCAUCAACCAACACCGUCGAGGUCAAGCCGUCUCCGCUUGGCGGCAAGGGAACCUUCACAACCAGAGCCUGUGAGGCUGGAGACGUCGUGUUUUCCCUGGACCGGCCGUUAAUCGCGACCCUCGACCGAGCUCGCAUCGCAGAUACCUGCUCCUGGUGCUUCAGCUGGACGGACCUGCCAGGGCUGUCGGGAGCUGGAAUCAAUCAGACAGCAAAAGUCAACUGGUGCUCGGGAUGCAAGAAAGUCAAGUACUGCAGCAAGCGCUGCCAGUCGCAGUCGUGGAAGGCAAUCCAUAAGCGAGAAUGCAAGGAGCUCGCGUCUCAGGCGGAGCCGCUGCCCAACACCGUCUUCGCGGUGAUUCAGAUGAUGGAGGGCCUGAGCGUGGGGGACCAGCGAUACAGUUCCAUCCUCGAGCUGGACGCCCAUCGAGAUGACUUUGAGAAGGCGGGAGGGCAGAGGUGGGAUUCAAUGCAGCUCAUGGCCACCACUGCCAUGUCCGUCAUGCGUGCGAAAGGUGUCAAUGUCGCGGGCGAGUCGGCCACGAUGAGCAUGUGUGUGCUGAUGUGUAAUUCAUCGCGUUUGGUGACGCCUACCUUUGAUCCGCUGGGACUUGUUCUGGACCCUGCCAUUGCACGGCUCAACCAUUCAUGCGAUCCCAAUGCUGUCAUGGUCUUCGACGGGCCUAGACUGGCGGCGCGCGCUCUGGCCCCGAUCCGGGAAGGGGAUGAGGUCUUGAUCAGCUACAUCGACAACACGGCACCGUAUGGGGUGCGUCAAGGGGAGCUGCAGUCACAGUACUUCUUCGAUUGCAAGUGCACGAAAUGCCAGCUUGGGAACAAAGCUGCUCAAGAUGCAUUCCUGGACCCUACUUCUGAUUUCGAGGAGCGUAUCAAAUUGAUUGACGAUCUUCUCCCGAAGCUGGUGGACGAUCCGGCGUGGCCACGACACGUCCUCGGUGAAUCGAAGCACGAGCAGCGGCUAUCUGCGCUGCAGUUCUACGCCUAUUCAUAUCUAGAUUCGCCAGAUGCCGCGCGACCAACGCGAGAUGCAGCCAGCCUUCGAAAGGCAAUUGCCAUCAUCCGGAACACGGGUGUCUGGCCUUUGUCUAGGCAGCCGCUCCCCGCGCUAUACCGGCAGUAUGCCAUUGCCUGCCUAGAGGGGAAGAGGUACAACGAAGCUUUCAUCGCGAUGCUGCGCCUACAUGCUCUCAUCGACCCCGUCGUCUAUCCGCAGGCGCAUCACCCGGUGAGAGUCGUACAUGCAUGGUCGCUUGCGACGCUGUCAAAGGCUAUCGGAAGUGAUCCGACUUCUGAGUUUUGCAGAGCAUUGCAAUCGCAAGGAGUGGAUCUGAGCAUGCUGUUCCUUGCGUUGUUGUUUGAAGUCGUCGAGCAAGUGGAAAAGAGUCAUGGGUCGAAGUCUCUCUUCGGACAAACGGUGGGAGGGGCGCUCCAGGCCAUGAUGGAGCCCGGGGGAGAGCUCGAUAGUCAGUUCUCGCUGAUGGGCGUGAGUAGGGAACAGUGGCCGAAGAUUGUCGAAGAUCGGAUCAAAGAGUUGUGGCCGAAGGUCCUGGCUUUUGCUGAGAACGACGACAUUGCCGCACAGAUCGACGAGGCCGUGGCGUGAUGGCAGGGGAGGUGGUGGAUAUCUGAAUUUGUGCUUGGGAGUGCAUCAGUUUGCAUCCAAAGUUUACACCAGCCGUGCAACGAGGUUAUGUUUCGUAGCGUCUCUAGACCUCGACAUGCUUGUCCGAAUUGUCGAGUUUCCGUAAUCUUGCCC